This is a messenger RNA of Papilio machaon (common yellow swallowtail), 1635 nucleotides long. RefSeq names its product facilitated trehalose transporter Tret1. NCBI's taxonomy places the organism in Eukaryota, Metazoa, Arthropoda, Insecta, Lepidoptera, Papilionidae. Gene Ontology annotation, biological process: transmembrane transport. Gene Ontology annotation, molecular function: transmembrane transporter activity. The record is from RefSeq and is a predicted model, not a curated record. Gene Ontology annotation, cellular component: membrane. Bases 120 to 1610 code for a protein of 496 amino acids. The transcript has 4 exons.
CGUUUAGUGGUUGACAGAAAAUGGGAAAUUGUGCCCUUAAAUAACUAAUUCAAAUAAGUGAUUAUAUUUUGUAGAAGUGCUAUUUUAUAUGGUGCAGCACUACAUGAAGGGCCAACGAAAUGAAGCCUUUCAUUAAACAGGCGUUCGUGGUAUCCGGCGCGGCGCUGAACAUCGUAGGUCACGGUUGCGCCCACGGCUUCCCUGCCGUACUGUUCGCACAGCUGAAGGCUGACGGCGGACCAGUCACACUCACCGACCAUGACACCUCCUGGAUAGCGUCCGUUGUGGGUGUGAUGGGCAUCGUUGGCAACUUCAUAUCUCCAAUCCUGAUGACGAAGUUUGGACGACAGAAGGCUCACCUCAUCAGUACCGUGCCGGCCCUCCUCGGCUGGAUUGUCUUCGUCAUCGGCAAUACUGUAUCAGCUUUCAUUCUUGCCAGACUGUUACAUGGCCUUGCAUUAGGCUUACGAACACCAUUAGCUGCUAUAUUAGUAGCCGAAUACACAGAGCCGAAGUAUAGAGGAGCAUUCCUUGGAACUUUUGCAAUAUCUUUAGGCCUAGGAAUUUUAUUAUCCCACGUCUGGGGUGCACAUUUAACAUGGAAAAUUACGGCUGUAGUUUGCUCUAUGUUCCCAUUAAUAGCAAUGACUAUAAUAAGUCUCUCACCAGAAUCUUCGAGCUGGUUAGUAUCGAAAGGAAAGUUCGAUGAAGCUAGGAAAGCAUUCGUUUGGGUUCGAGGCAACGGAGAAGCGGAGAAACAGGAAUUGGAAGCAUUAAUCAAAGCUCAGGAAAGAGAGCAAAUAUUGGAACAUAAUACAAUUAAAGUUAUCAAGAAGUUUAGAUGGAAAAAUAUAAUGAAGUCAAUUAUAAAUACUCUGAAGACAGUGUUGAAGAUAUUUAAGAAGAAAGAAUUUUAUAAGCCCUCUAUUAUAGCUAUAUGUAUGUUAAUAGUGUUUGAAUUUGGUGGAGCGCACAUGGUGCCCGCGUACGGAAACUUGAUCCUUCAGGCGGUACUGGAUAAGAAAGACUUGAGUGACGUCACAUGGCAGUUUACUGUGAUAGAUUUGUUAAGAACAAUAUGUGCGUUAUUAGCUAUAUUCUUACUGAAGACCUUUAGACGUAGGACGAUAUUGUUUUCAAGUGGUGUUAUGACUGUAUUGUCUUUGAGUGCUGUAUCAAUCUUUAUGUAUUUAAGAAAUGCGGGCGUUUUCGCUGAAGGUUGGAUGUUGGACGUGGUCCCGAUGGGUCUGAUGAUUUUGUAUACAUUGUCAUUCUGUUUAGGAUUAGUUCCUUUAAAUUGGGUGAUAUGUGGAGAAGUGUUUCCAUUAGCAUAUAGAAGUCUGGGAUCAACUUUGUCUACGUCAUUUUUGACACCAUCUUUUGUCGUAUCUAUGAAGACUGCGCCACAUUUGUAUACUUCUAUAGGUGUGGAGGGAGCCUUUUUAGUAUAUUCGGCAACUCUGACAGUCUGUUUGUUGAUAAUGUACGCAUUGUUGCCGGAAACAAAGGAUCGUACAUUGCAGGACAUUGAAGAAAGUUUCAAAGGUAAAAAGAGUGGUGAUGUCGAAACUCAACUAAGUCUUAUUGUUAAGGAAAAUGUAACAAAUUGAGUUACUUUAGAAGUAUUAUUUUUAG